This is a messenger RNA of Neltuma alba, 952 nucleotides long. RefSeq names its product copper transporter 5-like. Gene Ontology annotation, biological process: copper ion transmembrane transport. Gene Ontology annotation, molecular function: copper ion transmembrane transporter activity. The coding region runs from base 259 to 702 and encodes 147 amino acids. The record is from RefSeq and is a predicted model, not a curated record. The transcript has a single exon. NCBI's taxonomy places the organism in Eukaryota, Viridiplantae, Streptophyta, Magnoliopsida, Fabales, Fabaceae. Gene Ontology annotation, cellular component: plasma membrane.
UCGAAUUCCCCAAACAGCCUUGUUGGUAAAAGUAAUGAGGCACAGAAGGAUGGCACAAAUUCGUAAAUAGGAACUUCCCGGGGGUAUUUUAUUGAACCCAAAAUCAAUGGCAUAAAGUCGUACAUACGACGGGUACUACAGUUCCCGUUCUUGCAUCCAAAUCUCUUCUGUCAUCAUCUCCAGACCCCAGUUGAUCAAUUUUCAGACUUCAGACGUUGUGGAUUUCUCCCGUGGCUGAUUUUCCAUCAACAAGCCAACAUGAUGCACAUGACCUUCUAUUGGAGCAAAAAAGUGACCCUCCUCUUCGACUUCUGGAAAACCGAUUCAUGGACGAGUUACUCAUUGAGUUUGCUCGCGUGUCUCCUGGUCUCUGCUUUCUACCAGUACCUGGAGAAUCGCCGCCUUCGCCUGAAGGCUAUUACAUUUGAGACGCCUUCUUCUACGACGCCCCAGAAUCAGAUCCCACUCCUCCGACAGAAUCUCACCGGUGACAAGGCCAAAUUAGGGGUGAGGUUCGCCGGAGCGUUGCUGUUUGGGUUUAAUUCGGUGGUCGGAUAUCUGCUGAUGCUGGCCGUCAUGUCCUUUAACGGAGGAGUCCUUGUGGCGAUCGUGGUCGGUCUUGCUAUCGGCUACUUCUUUUUCAGGUCUGAGGGUGACGAAGGAACUGUUCUAGUCGCUGACAGCGCCUGUGCAUGUGCUUAGUAACUAAGACUUGGGAAAGAUCGAUGUUGCUUGAAUUACCUAUCUACGCUCACGAAUUUAUGUCAAAUGUAUCACACCUUUUUUAGCCCUUUAUUUUUCUGGGAAUUUGAGAUCGGUGUUGUGAUGCGUGUGCGUCUUUUGGUGUCCAUAAAUAUGUUUCGAUCGCGGACUGCAAACUUUAAAUUUUCAUAUGGAAAUCAUUUUGGAGUAGUUUGGUUUGGUUAGCGUAAGAAGGGCAAUUUUUCCAAAC